Molecule: messenger RNA, 997 nt
Organism: Adineta steineri
Lineage: Eukaryota; Metazoa; Rotifera; Eurotatoria; Adinetida; Adinetidae
Source: the annotation of a GenBank genome assembly
AUGCAUGGGUAUUUGUUGAUAAUAACCAUUUCAAUAGCGAAUAAAAAUGAUUUGAUAAAACUAUAGUAAAAAUUUGUAUGUAUCCUUCUUCAUCAUGAAUAAAUAAUAAGAAAUAAAUUAAUUUCAAUAAAUUAAUUUAAUAAAAUAUCAUGAAAAUAUUUAUAUAUAACUAAGAAUUUUUAUUUUAAUAAUGCCAUCUACUUAUCCAUAUCUCAAUCCUUGAUUUACCACCACUCUUUAUUUCAUCUGUCCUCUCUUUUCUAUUUUAUAUUCGAUUUUUAUAUUAUUAGUGACCUCUAUUUUACAGAUAGUAUCGAUGAUGGUUGUAUCUAAGUAAUCGAACAUGUCUGAUGUACUGUCAUUGCACAUUAUUAUUACUAUUAAUCUAAAUCAGUAGGUAAUCCUUCUAUUAGUUGUUGAAUGCAUGGGUCUACUUGAUUCAUUUUUCGAUUGGCUUGGUUUUGGUAAACGUGAAGUUAAUGUAUUAGUAGUUGGUUUAGAUAAUAGUGGUAAAUCAUCACUAUUAAAUUAUCUUCGACCACGUGAAACUCAAACAGAUUUUAUUGCACCAACGGUUGGUUUUAAUCUUGAGCAUUUUGUAUGCAAAGGUUUAUCAUUUACUGCAUUUGAUAUGAGUGGACAAAGUCGUUAUAGAACAUUAUGGGGAAAUUAUUAUCGUACAACGAAUGGCAUUAUAUUUGUCGUUGAUAGUUCAGAUAAAACACGUAUUCUUGUUGCUCGAGAAGAACUUCAACAAUUACUUUCACAUCCGGAUAUAUCAUCACGCAAUAUUCCAAUAGUAUUUUUUGCUAAUAAAAUGGAUAUACGUGAUGCUUUAUCGGAUGUUGGUGUAUCAUCAGCAUUAGGUCUUGAUGGUGUUACAAAUAAAUCUUGGCAUAUAUGUUCUAGUAAUGCACUUAAAGGUGAAGGUGUAGCUGAUGGAAUUGAAUGGUUAAGUUCAGCUAUUAAGUCUUCGCUUGAUCAAGCCCGGCGAUGA